Cimex lectularius (bed bug) is the source of this 933-nucleotide messenger RNA. RefSeq names its product programmed cell death protein 10 (gene Ccm3). Gene Ontology annotation, biological process: positive regulation of MAP kinase activity; regulation of Golgi organization. Gene Ontology annotation, cellular component: FAR/SIP/STRIPAK complex; Golgi apparatus. The record is from RefSeq and is a predicted model, not a curated record. Gene Ontology annotation, molecular function: protein kinase binding. The coding region runs from base 288 to 920 and encodes 210 amino acids. The transcript has 5 exons. Lineage: Eukaryota; Metazoa; Arthropoda; Insecta; Hemiptera; Cimicidae.
GUGGUUACACUGGUCUCAUGUUUUGGUGAAGUUUACUAUUACGGUACUUAUCCGAUUCUCUACCUUUCUAGACUUUUAUUGUUAUUUCUAGCUUGUCUUUCCAUCGGGCUAGGCGUAUUUUUUUAAUUUAAACCGAAUUGAGCACGUCGACGUUUCGGGCCCGUCCUACGCUAGGAGAAGAACCGAAGCCAGGAGAACUUCGCCACCAGUAAAUCGUUCAAAUGCUAGCUUAGCCGACCUCUCUUCCAGGAUUUUCGUGCCAAAUUUUAGACAUAAAUAUCUCAACAAUGACAAUGGGAGAAGAAACUCCAGUUACAUCACUCAUCAUGCCCGUCCUGAUCAGACCUAUCCUCUCUCAGCUUGAGAGGAGGGACGUAGUAGCGUCUCAAACGCUCAGAGCCGCCUUGUCGAAGGUCGAAGCCGUCCACCCUGGCUUCACGUUUGACUUUGUUGUCGGUAUCAUGAAACAUGCAGACUUUAGCGUUAACAUGAACGAGAGCAUGCUACGGCUACAAGGCGCUGCAACAGACAUGGAUGCAGUCGAGUAUCGAUUGACAAGGUCAGAGGAUGCAUUCCAAGAGUUGAACAGGAAGUCGGCUGCCUUGAAGAAAAUUCUGAGCAGGAUUCCAGAUGAAAUAACGGACAGAAAGACCUUUUUAGAGACCAUCAAGGAAAUCGCAAGCGCAAUCAAAAAACUGUUAGAUGCUGUUAACGAUGUCGCAGGUUUCAUACCUGGAUCAACAGGCAAGCAAGCACUCGAACAGAGAAAGAGGGAGUUCGUCAAGUUUUCUAAACGCUUUAGUAACACACUGAAAGAUUAUUUUAAAGAGGGACAGGGCAAUGCUGUAUUUGUAAGUGCACUUUAUUUAAUACAUCAGACGAAUAUGAUAAUGGUUACUGUCAAGAGUAAAUGUGAAUAAACUUGUAAGAAUA